AUGCUUGAAACAAAAAUAGUUGUUGGAGAAGGUUAUGCAUGGAUAUUAUUUGAAGCAGUACUUAUCUCAAUUCAUAUGAUGGUAACUGGAAUGUUAAUGGGAUCAAUACGACGAAAAGUUUUUAAUAAAGAAUUUUAUGAAAAAAAUUUUCCACAAUAUAAAAAAUUAUCAGCUUUUAUGAAACCAGAUGGAGGUUAUCCUGAUGAUGGACAAGGAAGAUUAGCUGACAAAUUAGAUGAUGAACAAUGGUUUAAAUUUAAUAAUUAUAGACGUGCACAUAUGAAUUAUCUUGAAGGAGGUUUUGCAGUUAUUGUUCCAUUAUUAAUUGCUGGUUUAUCUUUUACACGUGUAACAUUUUUAACUGGAAUUGCUUAUAUUGUUGGACGAGAAAUUUAUUCUCAAGGAUAUCGUCGAUCAGGUUCAAAAGGUCGUCUUGUUGGAGCAUUAACACUUGAUGCAGCUCUUUUAAUUUUAUGGUCAAUGGCUUUAUAUACAUGUUUUCAUUGGGGUAAUGGAUUAGAUGGAUUAAAAAAACUUAUUUUCUAA
This is a messenger RNA of Adineta steineri, 546 nucleotides long. Lineage: Eukaryota; Metazoa; Rotifera; Eurotatoria; Adinetida; Adinetidae. The record is from the annotation of a GenBank genome assembly.